Molecule: messenger RNA, 3887 nt
Organism: Dermacentor silvarum
Lineage: Eukaryota; Metazoa; Arthropoda; Arachnida; Ixodida; Ixodidae
Product: Hermansky-Pudlak syndrome 3 protein homolog
Biological process (GO): organelle organization
Cellular component (GO): cytoplasm
Source: RefSeq, a predicted model, not a curated record
ACUAUUAGAAGUUUGCAAAGCAGUGGCAGCCGUGUGAAAUGUCCAGUUCAGAAUCGCAAGCACGUAUCGCUAGAAACGUAUUCAAGUACUUGAGCGAAUCGAGCGAUUGGUGGGAAAUCGAGUCGAAAUUCUGCGACGACUGCAGCACGCACUACCUGACGGGCAAGCGAUGGAAGGACGCUGAAGCUAUGCUCGUGGUGCCCCUCUCCGUUAACAUCAUGUUGGACUUCGGAGCCAUAGAGAGCAUUCUUUCUUGCCUUCCAAGCGUGCCCAAAGUGACUCUGGCUCUGCAGGACGGCGACACGAAUGUAGUCUUCUACGACGUCGUUUCAGGAAUCGCUCAUCCUUCACAGUUCAACACCGCCGGAGACGACGAGCUUUCGACCGAGAACUGAACGUCGCGUUUACUUUUCUCGAGUCCAUCAUACCAUCAUGAAGAGCGCUGGGAAAGCGCCGGCGGCCCCGGACGGCGCAAACUGGCGCCUGUUGGCCUGCCACAACUUUGUUUCCCAAGACGUUUUCGUCACGCAGGACAAGGAUAUCGUAUCUAUGUGCGCGGCUAGGGACAAACUUCUCAUUGCCACUUCCAAGAUGAGCGUAGAGGUUCGCGAUCUCAAUUCAAAGGGAUUGCUACUGUUCGCGUUCCCGACCACCGACCAGGCGGUAAUGAUCGACUACUGCGAAGGAGCCAACUUUGUGCUAGCUCUGGAGAGAAUGACGACGCGGUCCGUGGAAGUGUUUCAUGUGCGCGCCUACUUCAACUGGUGGGUAGAGCCUUGCAACCAGGUCCCGAAGACGAGGGAGGCCGGCUCCGAACCAGAGAGCAAUGGCUGUGCCGGCAGGCGCCUCGAAAUAGUCGAACUGCCCGCAAAAAGGCACGGUUUGUCUUGCGUUGCAUGUUGCCGUCAGGCGGGCACAACACUUGUUGCAGCGGGCCGUGCCAUCAGUGUGUUUGUUCUGAAGACUGCGUACGACAAAACAAAGAGACAAUUGUACAACGACUUUGAGCGGUUGAUGGUGCUCGAAAUCAGCUUUAAACCAAAACAUGUUUACGUGUGCGAAGAUCAUGUGGCCUGUUGUUCCAACAGCGAGAUCCUCGUCUUUAGGAUUAAACUUGAGACUGAAGCAAUAAAAAGCUUAGAGGCGGCUGCAGAAGCCACAACCACUGGCAGCCAGAAGAAGACAAGUGGCAAUAACAUUCCCGAGAGCAACGUCAUCCCAGAUGACCCAAACUAUGUACAGUUGAGAUUUGAAUCUGAUGAAUCUACGGAAUGGGCAAAUGCAAGUUGGGAGCAGGAAUUGAAAACUGUCCUGCAUCCUUCAUGCUUUCCCGUGGAGCUAACCCUAAGGCCCGCAGGCAAGACUCGAAAAAAAGAUUUGGAAGACUCAGAUCCGUUUGUUCUUGGGCCCAGGGUCAAUCCUCCAGAUUUCUGUAAGGUUGCCAUCACUGUCGAUUCUGACACUGACCUCAUCACCUCGCUCGAAGUCUCUGCCAUUAUGUUACUGUACAGAAAUUUCAGUGGCAGAGAUAGUGGGCCUGUGAUAGCAUUCCAUUGGAUGCCAUAUUACAUCAAUGAUAGCAUGGCACACCCUCUCACGGAGGCCAUGUCAAAUGCCCCAAAGACCGCUUCGUUUGUCUUGCGCUCCGGAAUUUAUACCAAGCUCAGAACAUUGGCCUGCCUGGUCUCGUCGGGAAAGCGUGGCUACCUUUACAGGUUGAGUGACAUUCCACAGCUUGCAAGCAUCUACAGGUACUCUAAAGAAGCACAGAGUGUGGCAGUUGAUGCAUUCUUCCUCCAUGCACUCACAACUGCAGGGCUAGAAACCUACACUGUUCCCAUUCUGUAUGAGCCAAAGGAACCUGUCGACGCUCGUAAAACUCCAUUAGGAAAACCGACAGUGAUGGUUGGCUUACGACCGUUUCUGGGUUUGAAGACAUUGCUCAUGUCGGACCAGCAUCUAGUCAUGGCUGCUGCUGCCGGUGGCGACUCCAUGACGAGUCGGGAGGCAACGGAGCCGUCAUGCACUCUGUAUUCUCUCAUGAAACCUUCCAUGGAUCAAUUUUUUUCGGAUCUCAAAGAGGCUGCGAGCAUGCGCAAAGACGACGACUUGUUGUCUUACAUAAAUGCUGUCAAGCACGGGUUCCGUCUUCUAAACCUCAGCAUCGCGCUCAAGGGCAGGUAUUCCUGCAGCUCCGAAUUGCUCUCAGCAUUCUCUGAUGCGUGCUGCAUUCUGGGGGACACUUUUCUGAAGAGUGAAUCAUCUGCAGAAAGAGAGAAUGCCGCAUUGUACUACAGUUUGUCUGAGGAGUGCAUUGAGACAAUCGUUAAUAGAGUACUCUUUUUCAAGGGCCUCGUAAACAAAACUCACUUGGCUAAAACUGUUGCGCAGUACAUCAAAAUUGUCUGCGAGCAAUCCGCUGUGCUGUCUGCCAAGAAGUCGAUGCCAAUAUCGUCCACCCUAGCAGACACCAUACUUGAAAUAUUCUCGGCAGAGUGUCCAGAAUACUUACACAAGCUCAUACUCUGUACAAGUUUCACUGCCUUCAGGUCAGAAAAAGCGCUGAGCCUGCUAAAGAGCAGUUUGUUUGACAAGCGACAAAGCCAAGGUCACGCUGCAGACAGUUUGGCAUGUGUGCAGUUGCUGCUGCUAAGUGGAAACACCGAGGCAGGGAAAGUCAUCCUGAAGACGCUUUCCAAGGAGUUCCUGAUGCCUAUUCUUCUGGAAAUGCAUGAGCUCGUGCACAGGAAUCAAGUCCUUACGCCACUGGGCGAGCUCAUCAAGGCCACCAGGCCCGACGUGUACUUUUCCAUGUUAGUGCACCUGAAGAACAACGGAACGAUGGCACCGGAGCAGAUUGUCCUCAUCCUUCAGCACUCUGCGAGCCCUCAGGCGGAGCCCCACUGCGUCCCCAUGCUCAGAGAGUUCCUUGAGGCCAUACUGUCUAGCAAGCGUACCAACGCCCAGGCAUAUCCUCAUCUCCUCAUGACUCUCGUAAAGGCUUAUGUGGGCAAGAUGGCACCCUACAGCGGUUCCGGAAGUCCUCAGCAGGCAUCAGCACAGCUGGUUCACACAAAACCGGCGACAUUGUUUGGGAACCGGCCCCCUUGGCUUCUGGAACUUCCCCCUUUCCUGGGCCGGACCAUCACAAAGACUUGCAACCAGUACACAACCACAAUGAACCUCGCCGAGUGCUGCAUCUGCUCCAGCUGCUGGGAUGAGCUGCUGCGGAUGCAGUCACUCCUCUGCUCGGACCUGCUGCCUGCCUCGCUGCUGCCACGGGUCCUGGAGCUUCUGGAACAGUCGUUGCUCCUGGAGUCCGAAAACUAUGUGUCGUUGAAAGUUCUCUGCUUGCCUCCUACCAAGGCGCUCGCGCUUCUCCUCAAGUCGUACCCGAGCUCUGUGUUGGGAUUCAUGGAACACAAGUUCCCGGAAGACCAUGGCGAGUGGGUGUCCCUGUACACAUCUGUGAGCAUUAAGCUUCAGGCAGCCAGCAAGAAAAAGAAAACGGCCGUAUACAAGAGCAUCAUGGAAGGUGCGCUGUCUUACCUGAGCGAAGCGCUGACACCUGAACAGCUUGUCAAUCUUCUUCCACCUGGCAAGCAGGAGUAUGCGGAUUAUGUGAAACAGUGCAUGGAGCGAUACCAGGCAAAACUGUUGAGGGAAAAGAUCAUUGCGCUUGGGACUGAGCUAAAGGACAUGAUGUAAUUGUGAUGUAAAAAAUAGUGUGUCACAACUUCAUUGCAUAUUUAUUAUUUUUUUUCGUUAGUUUGUGUGAAAUGUUUUGAGGUCCUUUGGUUACUAUGAACUUUGUCAUGGGAUGCUUCCAGAUGUUGAUUUGUAGCUGUACUGCGUACGUAAGGAAAUUAAAAGCACCAAUGAAAAUA